UUGCAGGGCUGGAUUUGGCAAGCACUUUUUCUGAGCGCUGCAGCUUGGUGCAUUUCUGCUCAUUUCCUGUUAAGCAGUACCCAGGGCUCCCUGAACUCAGGCUCUGGGAGGACGGCCCUGUCUUCCUUUUCCUCUGCACUCCUAGAAAAACCUGCUGACCAGGCCCUGAGAGCGGGGUCAUGGGGAGACUUCCUCACCACAGCAGGAAAAUAGACCGACCGUUUCCUCCAUUGGACCUGACUCAGCAGCAGCCCACUGACCGCCUGGGAGAGAGGGCUCCCGCCUGGCGGGCCGCAGUUCCACACGUGGCUGGUCAGUGAGAAGGUCGGAGGGGCCGAGGGGACCAAGCUGGACGAUGACUUCAAAGAGAUGGAGAAGAAGGUGGAUGUCACCAGCAAGGCGGUGACAGAAGUGCUGGCCAGGACCAUUGAGUACCUGCAGCCCAACCCAGCCUCGCGUGCUAAGCUGACCAUGCUCAACACGGUGUCCAAGAUCCGGGGCCAGGUGAAGAACCCCGGCUACCCACAGUCAGAGGGGCUCCUGGGCGAGUGCAUGAUCCGCCACGGGAAGGAGCUGGGCGGCGAGUCCAACUUUGGCGACGCAUUGCUGGAUGCCGGCGAAUCCAUGAAGCGCCUGGCAGAGGUGAAGGACUCCCUGGACAUAGAGGUCAAGCAGAACUUCAUUGACCCCCUCCAGAACCUGUGUGAGAAAGACCUGAAGGAGAUCCAGCACCACCUGAAGAAGCUGGAGGGCCGCCGCCUGGACUUUGACUACAAGAAGAAGCGGCAGGGCAAGAUCCCUGAUGAGGAGCUACGCCAGGCACUGGAGAAGUUCGAGGAGUCCAAGGAGGUGGCAGAAACCAGCAUGCACAACCUCCUGGAGACCGACAUCGAGCAGGUGAGUCAGCUCUCGGCCCUGGUGGACGCACAGCUGGACUACCACCGGCAGGCCGUGCAGAUCCUGGAUGAGCUGGCCGAGAAGCUCAAGCGCAGGAUGCGGGAAGCUUCGUCACGCCCCAGGCGGGAGUAUAAGCCCAAGCCCCGGGAGCCCUUUGACCUCGGAGAGCCUGAGCAGUCCAACGGGGGCUUCCCCUGCACCACAGCCCCCAAGAUCGCAGCUUCGUCGUCUUUCCGAUCUUCCGACAAGCCCAUCCGAACCCCUAGCCGGAGCAUGCUGCCCCUGGACCAGCCAAGCUGCAAGGCGCUGUACGACUUCGAGCCGGAGAAUGACGGGGAGCUGGGCUUCCGUGAGGGCGACGUCAUCACACUGACCAACCAGAUUGACGAGAACUGGUACGAGGGCAUGCUGGACGGCCAGUCGGGCUUCUUUCCGCUCAGCUAUGUGGAGGUGCUUGUGCCCCUGCCGCAGUGACUGGCUGGCGCCCCCGCCCCACCCCUCCGUCCACACUGGCUGGCACCCUUUGCUGGGUCUCCUGCAUUCCACGGAGCCCCUGCUGCCAGGGCAGUGUCUGAGCCUGCUGGCGCCACUUGGGCCCUGGCCCUCGAGGUACUCCCUUAGCAGGGCCCCACACUUGGGUGAGGGGGUUUAUCUGGGUGGGUGGGGAUGCCUGUUUACACUAGCGCUGACCCCCAACCGUGACGGCUCCCUUCCCCACUCCAUGGCGCCGGCCUCCUCCCCGCUCCCCAACUCCUCGCCCAGCUGGCCCAGGCGGGGCAACACUAAGGUGCUCUCAGAAACACUAAUGUUCCUCCAGGGCAGCCCCACCUCCAUCCUGACCCCACGGGGGCCCGGCCCACUGCCUACCCUCGAGUCCCACAGCCUUAACGGGAUGGGAUCGAGCAUCCCCGUGGGGUGGCUCAGAGACAGGACCCUGGUUUUAAAUCCCCUCCCAGCCUGGUGCUGGCGAUGGGCCCUGGCCCUACUCCAGGGCCACUGCACUUCCGCCUCACACAUGCACUCCUUCUCCCCAAGGCCAGGGCAGAGGGCCUCACCGCCUCCCCGGCCUGCUGUCAGCUUACAGCCUGGGGACAGAGGCCAGCUGGGAUCUGCCAGAGGACAGAGAACAUGGUCUCCUGCAGGGCCCUGCCUCCCAAGCCCCACCCUUACAAAGCCAAGUACCUUUUCAGCUUUUUAACUGCCCCCAGCCAGGCCCAUGGAGGCCUGUGUCACUCUGGCACGAGCUGCCAUCACCAGCCACCCACACACCCCCCCAGCACACCUCGCACGGGACCACAGCCCCAGCCGCAGCUGCGCUACCAAGGGCCAAGCACAAAGGCUCCAGUGAGCAAGUUCCAGUCCCUGGUGGCCAGGCCUCCCCUUGCCAAGCCACUGCCACCCCAUCCUGUGGGAAGUGGCCCCGGCCAUCUCCUCUAGACCAACACAGGCAGCCCCAGGGUCCCCAGACCCCUGCCCAGAUCAGCAGGUCUGUAGCCCCAACAUCUGCUUCCUGUUGCCCAAUCCAAAAUCGAUGAAAUGGGGGCUCCUCUGAGCUGGGCCACAUUCACAUUCCCCUCCCCCUGUGGCCCAGUGAAGCCUCUGGACCCCAGGCUCUGCCCUGCACCCCCUCGUCAGAAGUACAUGAGGGGCACAGACACCCGGCAGAGGUGAGCCCACAGCCUUGGGCAUGGUCCAGGGCAAACUGAAAUGUACACCUGAAUUUUGUAAACAGAAGUAUUAAAUGUCUCUUUCUACA
Cercocebus atys (sooty mangabey) is the source of this 2653-nucleotide messenger RNA. It is a transcript of the gene SH3GL1, whose product is annotated as SH3-domain GRB2-like 1. Gene Ontology annotation, molecular function: protein binding. The coding region runs from base 370 to 1371 and encodes 333 amino acids. Gene Ontology annotation, cellular component: presynapse; cytoplasm; glutamatergic synapse. The record is from RefSeq and is a predicted model, not a curated record. Gene Ontology annotation, biological process: synaptic vesicle uncoating. The transcript has 10 exons. NCBI's taxonomy places the organism in Eukaryota, Metazoa, Chordata, Mammalia, Primates, Cercopithecidae.